AUGGCGGAAUUACAGACAAACGGCGGCCGUGAAGCUACCUCUCUGCUCUCACAAGUCACGAACGGCGCAUACGUAGACGUCCUGACGUCGCCAGUCGCCAAGGACCUCGUUACGAAGUUCAUCCGCCGCCUCGAAGCACAAGCUGCUGGGGAGAACAACAAUGCCCCACCCGAACCAUCGCAGGACUCGCUAUCCGAAGACGAGAUUGCCGUCGGUCUUGCCGCCCUCAAUGCGUUCCUCCAGGCGAACGUGACCGGGCCGGUGCUGGAGCAGGUCGGCAAGGUCGAGGCGCUCUUCGUCGAAGCGUCCGCGGCAGCACCCUCUGGGGCAGCAGACACCCUCAAGGAGCUCCGAAAGAGCAGUUUCGGAGCCCUCGAAAUUGAUGGUGUCUCGCCGUAUCCAUACAUUCCCAACAUUGAACUCUUCGCCCUCGCUCGUCACAUCUUCACCGAGUCCGCAUCCGCUAGCGGCGCCGUCAUCAAGCUCUCUUCGUCGCGGUUGAGCCUGCCGUGGACACGCCUGCGCAUCAACGUGUGGCACUUCAAGCUCCUCAGCCAGCCCUCCCUCGGCCCGGGCUCUAAUUUUGCAAAGUCGUCGCAGUGGAUCGACGUCCCGACGCUAGCGGAGCAGAUCAACUUCGGCAUGGAGGCCGUCAGGAAGCAGAUCCUCGACGAGGACGUGUGGUCGACGAGCGAGGACAGCACCUGGUCGAGGGAAGAGAAGGUUCAGUUCCUGCUUGAGGCGGCGAACACGCACAUCAUGCUCGGCCGCGAUGAUAGGGCGCGCGAGGCGCUGAAGGAGGCGACCGAGUUGAACAGGUUUGCCUACGCCCUCUCUGGCGCGCUCGGGAAGAGGACCAAGUUUCAGGAGAAGAGCACCAGCCAGCUUGUUGUUCUUGCCAAGAGCGACACGCCUACGGAGAGCGCGGAGGAGAACGGCGACGCCGAGGCGAAGCCCGAGGCCGUGGCGCUUAACGAUGACACCCUGCUCGAGGAGAUCCAGUUCUCCAAGGAGGCGAGCGGCAAGCAUGGCGAGCUGGCAGCCACGUCCGCCGGCCUCCCCGCCACGUUGGUGGAUCUGUCUCCCGACGCCCAGCCCCAACUGUCGCCGCUCGACCAGAUCAUCCUCCUCACCGAGGCCACCCUCAAGGACACAUUCUCCCCCGUCGACUCGCUGACGUCGGAGGAGGUUUUGCCGUACGCCGUGCGCGUCGUCUCGGACAAGGCAACUAACUGGCAGAUUUACACACAGGCCCUGCUGGUGCGCUCGCGGAUCGAGGUCCACCGCAGCAGGACGGUUGAGAGGGGCGUCUUGCAGAUGCAGGCCGUCGUCGACCAGGUCGUCGUCGACACCUCCGAGGCCCCGCGCCCUAGAGCCGAAGACGUCGCCCACGAGCCCGAGCUCCCAGCCAUCGCCGUCACUGCCCCCGGGGAAACGGACAAGCCGACGUCCUUCUUCCCCGCCGCCAAGGAGACCGACACGGCGCCGGCGCACGUCCGCCUGCAGUACAUACACGCGCUCUCCUCCCCGCCAAGGUGGCACCUCGAGUCCGAGCUCGCCUACUCGUGGGCCGGCGUCGGCUCCCUCGUCUCCGCCCUCGAGAUCUUCAAGCGCCUGCGCCUCUGGGCCGAGGUCGCCCUCUGCCUCGCCAGCAGCGCCUCCGCUGACGACAACUCCGGCCGCGGAAGCGGCGGCGAGGACAAGGCCAAGGCACUCGUCCGCUGGCGCCUGUUCCACCGCACGGGGCAGCCCGUCGUGGAGAACGCGGACCCUGACGCCGAAGACGUCGCGUUGCGCGACGUCACGUACCUCGACCCCGCCGACUUUGCCGGUCCCGAACGCAGCCCGCCGCCGCCCAACGCUCCGCGGCUGUUCUGCAUCCUCGGCGACCUGGAAAACGAGCCGGCGCACUGGGAGCGCGCGUGGGACAUCUCCAAGCACCGCUUCGCGCGCGCGCAGAAGUCGCUGGGCGAGUGGUACCUCGCGCACAAGGACUGGGCCAAGGCGCAGGACGCGUACAAGCUCGCGACCAAGUGCAAUCGGCUGAGCCCCGAGAUGUGGAGCCGGCUGGGCGACAUCAGCCUCCGCCUGGGCCAGUUCGCGGACGCGGCCGAGGCGUACAGCCGCGCCAUCGGCGCCGCGGGCGACGUGGUCGGCGGCGAGGACGCCCGGACGUGGAGCAACCUAGGCAGUGCCCUCUGGAGCAUGUACCUCGAGGCGGUGGAGGAGCUGAAGAAGCAGAUCAUCGAGGAGAAGAAGACGGGCGUCAAGAAGAGCGAGGAUGACGGCGACGACGCUGACGACGAGGAGCCCAAGCAGCGCGAUCCUAAGCCCCGCGAUCCGGGCGCUCUCCUUUCCCAGGCCCUGGCGGCAUACAAGCGCGGCGCGUCGAUCGCGCAGGACAACUGGCGCAUCUGGGACAACGUCCUGACGCUGGCCUCGCGCAUGCGGCCGCCCGCCAUCGUCGACAUGGUGCAGGCCCUCGGCACCAUCAUCCGGAUCCGCAAGACCGAGGACGCGCUCGACGAUGCCGUCCUCCGCGCGCUGCUGCAGGAGGGCGUCCUCUCCAAGGCGAAGGAGGACAACAAGAGCGGCGGAGUGUACGCGCCGCCGCGCGGCACCGUCGAGAAGGCCGUGACGGCGCUGUUCGAGGAGGCCAUUGUGCCGCUGAUCACGACGAGGUCGGAGCUGUGGGAGCUGGUGGUGCGGCUGCGGGUGUGGCGGCGGGACUACGCCGGCGCCGUAGACGCGGCGGAGAAGGCGUGGAGAGCGGCGAUGGGGGCGGGCGCGGGCGGCGGGCUGGCGGCGUCGGCGGCGGCGUCGGGCGGCGCGGACCAGAGCCGGAACUGGCUCGUGGACGCGGGCGCGUGGGCGGCCGUCGUGGCGCGGACGGACGAGCUGGUGAGCGUCCUGGAGAACUUUGGCGGCGAGGUUGAGGGCGUGGGGAGCAAGUGGAGGGGCAAGGCGCGGAACGCGGUGCGGAGCGUCAUGAGCCGCGGGAGGGAGGCGUGGGAGGGGACAGAGGAGUGGAAUCAGCUGGAGGUGAUGAUGGAAGGGUUGAAGCUGUAG
Colletotrichum graminicola M1.001 is the source of this 3069-nucleotide messenger RNA. RefSeq names its product TPR repeat-containing protein. The transcript has a single exon. Bases 1 to 3069 code for a protein of 1022 amino acids. NCBI's taxonomy places the organism in Eukaryota, Fungi, Ascomycota, Sordariomycetes, Glomerellales, Glomerellaceae. Gene Ontology annotation, molecular function: protein binding. The record is from RefSeq and is a predicted model, not a curated record.